GAUAUAAGAUUGGUGUUUUGGUACUGGCUCUUUGUAAUAUCAAAAGUGGUGGAACUUGGCGAUACCUUUUUCAUAAUAUUUCGCAAACAGAAGUUAAUAAAACUUCAUUGGAUUCAUCACUGCCUGACCCUAUGCUACAGUUGGUACGUCUACGCGGACAUCCCGGCCACUGCCCGAUGGAUGCGCUCAGAUUUCCAAUCCAUCCAAUGA
Molecule: messenger RNA, 210 nt
Organism: Oppiella nova
Lineage: Eukaryota; Metazoa; Arthropoda; Arachnida; Sarcoptiformes; Oppiidae
Source: the annotation of a GenBank genome assembly